CCUUCUCAGUUCCGUCGCUUCUUCCCUUCUCAAUUCCGUCGCUUCUUCCCUUCUCAAUUCCCCUGCUCAAUAUGCUUGAGAGCGAAUCCUAUUCCUGGCUACUAACUACGCUAGCUACAUCAUGGCUCCAGGGUGUAAACGGUCGCGAGAGUGUGGACAAUUGUAAACAUUCAUGAAAGCAAUAUACGAUUAUAUUCCAAUGACCCCUCUGGAUUCCUAUUAGUCAUCGGCCCUUGGGCGCAAUGUACCGAUUCACGCCAUGGUCUACGCCGCUGCUCAUACUACAUAAUCGAGAUCUAGGUCAGGGCCGGCCUUAGGUAUGCGCUAGGUAGCCGCCUAGGGUCUCCAUUUAUCCAAGUCCGGCCCUAACUAGGUUUAUUCAACAAUAAAAAAUUAAGUCGGAUAGUUUGUCCGCUUUACUAGUCAUGUGAUGUGACGAUAAGCAUGUCAAGUUAUCGGCAAUAAUAGAGAUAUACGUGUUUCUAAUUUUAGAAGGGAUUCGGGAAUCAAGUUUACCUGUACAAAUAUUCAGGUCAUUUUUAUUUAGAAGAAGGAUAUGAAACAUAGCCUAUUAUGAUGUCACACAUUUCUUUACUUGGAUAUUUCAUUUAAGAUAUUGUUCCCCGAAUUGAAACAUUUUUGUAACCUGUCUAACUAGGUACAGUUCUAAAACAUGGACGCACUAUCAGAGGCACUGGUUUGUAUAAUAUUCAUUCACGGAGCUAACUCUAUCAUGGCUGACCAGACAUGUGAUCCAGAUGUACCUUCCAGAGCUCCGCCUAAAUUAAAUGAUCAGGUCAUGGCCUUACCCCAGAGCGACGUUCGGGAACUUAACUGCCCUGAGGGUGAAUACCUUGAAUUUUACAAGUGCUUACCUUGUAAAGAAGGAACAUUCAGAACAAAACAGAUGGCUGCACUUGAUAAGUUUUCUAGAUGUCAGAUUUGCCAGAAGCCAGGCAUGCAUGAAUAUGAAAAAGAAGCGUGCUCAAGAACAAAAGAUACUCUGGUCAUGUGUGUUCAAGGCUACUAUCGUCAUCCAACUGAAGGAAACCCUUGUGACUGGGAAUGUAAAUUGUGCAAGACAUGUGGCCUAGGUGAAUACAUGUUUGACAAUUUUGUAGCCCGGGAUUGCAACGACUUCGAGGACGUAAUUUGCUGUAAGGAAAAUAACACCACGGUGGUGAACGGACAGUGUGUUGAAAUGACCACUACAACCUCCCCAAGGACACAGCCAACGGCUUCAUCUCUUAGCAGCGCCACGUCUACGGACACUACAGCGCCCAAACGUGGUGAAUCUGUUCAACGGCAGCACGUAGGGAGCAGCGGCACUGCGAAGCGCCCAGAUCUCUAUUCUCUCCUUUGCUCUGUUGUUUUUAACGCUUAUCAACGGUGGUAUCUUCAGAUAUCUAUAGCCCAUUGAGUUUCAACUACACGAGCCCUCAUUCUUCACAACCUUUGAUAUUUCACAUUUUCUUUGGGCAGCUGACGUUGUGUAGUACUAUGUAAGUGAUGAUGUGUAGCUAUGAUGUGUAGCGCUGACGUUGUGUUGAACUGUGUAAGUGAUGAUGUGUAGCGAAGAUGUGUAGCGCUGACGUUGUGUUGAACUGUGUAAGUGAUGAUGUGUAGCGAAGAUGUGUAGCGCUGACGUUGUGUUGAACUGUGUAAGUGAUGAUGUGUAGCUAUGAUGUGUAGCGCUGACGUUGUGUUGAACUGUGUAAGUGAGGAUGUGUAGCGAAGAUGUGUAGCGCUGACGUUGUGUUGAACUCUGUAAGUGAUGAUGUGUAGCGCUGACGUUGUGUAGUACUGUGUAAGUGAGGAUGUGUAGCGAAGAUGUGUAGCGCUGACGUUGUGUAGUACUGUGUAAGUGAGGAUGUGUAGCGAAGAUGUGUAGCGCUGACGUUGUGUAGUACUGUGUAAGUGAUGAUGUGUAGCUAUGAUGUGUAGCGCUGACGUUGUGUUGAACUCUGUAAGUGAUGAUGUGUAGCGAAGAUGUGUAGCGCUGACGUUGUGUUGAACUCUGUAAGUGAUGAUGUGUAGCGCUGACGUUGUGUAGUACUGUGUAAGUGAGGAUGUGUAGCGAAGAUGUGUAGCGCUGACGUUGUGUUGAACUGUGUAAGUGAGGAUGUGUAGCGAAGAUGUGUAGCGCUGACGUUGUGUUGAACUGUGUAAGUGAGGAUGUGUAGCGAUGAUUUUCUGGUCUUAAUCAUAAAAAUGUAAAUGUUUGUUCUAGAAGUACAAAACACUUAACUAAGGUUCUUAAAUAUUUUUUUUAUUACCACACAAGAUCUGUCAAUUUUCAUUGUCAAAUUCUCUCUGUCAUUUACUUUUGUUAGAAUUUUAUUCUGAUAUUCUUUCUGAAAAUAUUGAAAUCUGCCUUUUUACCUGCCUGCGUGGAUCACUGCGGGGCUGAUUUUGUGCUUGUGUUUCCACACUAACUGUCUUUGUAGCCUUGUUUUUUUUUUU
This is a messenger RNA of Biomphalaria glabrata, 2463 nucleotides long. RefSeq lists its product as uncharacterized. Gene Ontology annotation, molecular function: protein binding. The record is from RefSeq and is a predicted model, not a curated record. The transcript has 3 exons. Bases 674 to 1420 code for a protein of 248 amino acids. Lineage: Eukaryota; Metazoa; Mollusca; Gastropoda; Planorbidae.